CCACAUAACCCAUAAGGCCCAGGUUUAAUAGCGAUGAGCUCGGUCUUCAGUUAAGGGAGAAGCGAAAGCCAUGGCACCACGGCAGGUUCUUUUGUCUCGUCUCGGAUAAUCGCAGAGAGAUUUCUGACAGAAUAAGAAAUGGAUUCAUGAUUACAUCAAGAUUACAGAGAAAGUAAUCACUGGUUUUUCCUUCUCAUCUUGCUGAUAUGUCCAAGAAUCUACAGAGCGGUGUUUCAGCCAAAGAGUGAGUUUUAAGGAAAUUGAAUGAGUGGUUAUAGAUUAGUCGUUUAGCUUACCUCAAAGUGAUUUGGCGGCAUUCUUUAUUAUAAUGUAAUUGACUAUGCAAUAGGACAGUCUCAUGAAUCAUGAUUAUUCUCUCUAUAAAAAAGCUUAUUUCCUUUCCACCUUGCUUAUAUAAACUAUGAUGAAUUUUAGACUUUUUAGUGCAUGAUCCACAUCUCUGAACAUCAGUUGCUCAUGAGUAAUAAUUAAUUAAGCAUAAUUAUUCCUUUGCAUGUAUGUAUAUACUAUAUAUGUCAUUAUUAACUUAUUCUCUCAAUUAUGACUACCGGUUACUACUUAUCAUGGAUGCACACAGUGCUGAAUGAAACAACCCCACGUAAGGUCAAAAGAUCAUGAAUCUCAUAAUAUUCAAUCGAUUUAAGAUAUGGAAAAUUGUUAUCUUCCCUUCAUUAUUUUCUUAUAUUCAGGGAAAAUUUCGAAUUUCCUGAAGAAGGGGUCAAAGUUAAUCCGUUCUCUCUCUCACACUCUAAUGUAUGUGUGUGUGAGGAAAUGAAACCUCUGUUGAAAAUGCCCUUCCUCAAAUCUUGGUCUUCGUGGAAGCAAAUGCCGAAGUGGCCAUCACGAUCUCGCCACCUCUCUCUCUCUCUCUCCAUAUAAAAAUCUCUUCUUUUGCUUAUUUUCCAUUGUUGAAAUCAGAAUAUCGGAUCACCACAUGACCGUUUCCUUCUCUGCUUUGAAACUCUCCUAAACAAAGUAACAAACCCACCUCUGCCUCCUUUUCCUCUCUCGCGUCUUUUUCUUGGUAUCUUUUCUUUGUCUCAAAGGGGUAUACUCUUGUGGGGUUUCUUGAUUUUCUUUCAUUUUUUUUCUCCUUUUGACCCCAAAUUAUCCUACUUUUCAUUCUUUACUAUUAUUACCUCUUACUGGGUGUCUCCCAUUUUUGUUGUUUCCGGGUUUUGCCUUUGCCUUUGUUGUUUUUUUGCUUUCCAGACGUUCUGUGCUUUCUUUUUUGGUGACAGGAGUUUCUAAACCGUUUUUGGUCCUUUUUCCUGUCACUGUUUGAUGGGCUGUUGUUGAUGUCCUUGACGGCUGGUGUGGAUUUGAGUUCCAAAAACAUGGGUCUGGAUGAGAACAAUGAAAAUGUCUCGGAGACCAAAACAGCAGCAGCGAAAACACCCAUGAAUAAUGAAGAUGAACCUCCAAGUGGUGGCAUUAGUAGACAAAUGAGUGAGAGCUCCAUUGGUGCAACCGAGGAUGAAGAGGAAGAUGAAGAAAGGAAGAUUGAGUUGGGUCCUCAGGUCACGCUUAAAGAACUCUCUGAGAAGGAUAAGGAUGAUGAGAGCUUGAGAAGGUGGAAAGAGCAGCUGCUUGCUGGUGUGGAUCUUGAAUCUGUUGGAGAAAAUCUGGAGCCAGAAGUUAAGAUCCUGAGCCUGGCGAUCAAAUCCGCUGGUAGACCUGAUAUUGUCCUUUCAGUCCCUCCAACUGGAGAUCCAAAAGGCUUAUGGUUCACCUUAAAAGAAGGAAGCAAAUACAGUCUGGAGUUCACUUUCCAGGUUAACAAUAACAUUGUGUCUGGCCUCAGAUAUACUAACACAGUGUGGAAAACUGGCUUUAAGGUUGAUAGCGCAAAAGAGAUGCUUGGAACUUUUAGCCCUCAGGCAGAACCUUAUACUCAUGAGAUGCCUGAAGAAACAACUCCAUCAGGCAUUUUUGCUAGAGGCCAAUAUGCAGCUACAACCAAGUUCAUCGAUGACGACAACAAAUGCUACUUGGAGAUCAAAUACACCUUUGAUAUCCGGAAAGAGUGGCAGUCAACUUAAAACUCAGAUUUUUCCACCUUCAAGAGCCACUGUUCUUUGUCCCUAGUCGAUCAUUUGCCAAGUUGAAUCUGCUUUGGAUGUUAAACAUUCCCUGUUUUUUUUUUUUUUUUUCAUUUUCAUUUUACUUUCAUGUCUGAGAUUGAUCUGGAAUCUCUAAACAGUGAAGAGAAGAUUAAAUGAGAAUGCAUGUAAACAUUCAUUUGC
This is a messenger RNA of Tripterygium wilfordii, 2267 nucleotides long. Its product is annotated as rho GDP-dissociation inhibitor 1-like. Gene Ontology annotation, biological process: Rho protein signal transduction. NCBI's taxonomy places the organism in Eukaryota, Viridiplantae, Streptophyta, Magnoliopsida, Celastrales, Celastraceae. The coding region runs from base 1320 to 2063 and encodes 247 amino acids. The transcript has 6 exons. The record is from RefSeq and is a predicted model, not a curated record. Gene Ontology annotation, cellular component: cytosol; cytoplasm; membrane. Gene Ontology annotation, molecular function: protein binding; Rho GDP-dissociation inhibitor activity.